Bombus pascuorum is the source of this 3434-nucleotide messenger RNA. It is a transcript of the gene scrt, whose product is annotated as transcriptional repressor CTCF. The coding region runs from base 1195 to 2976 and encodes 593 amino acids. NCBI's taxonomy places the organism in Eukaryota, Metazoa, Arthropoda, Insecta, Hymenoptera, Apidae. The transcript has 4 exons. The record is from RefSeq and is a predicted model, not a curated record.
AUGCUGACUGAAGGGGAGCCGCAACGGAGGGACGGCGGGGGUUCCUAGUUCCGUUGUGGUCGAAACGAGAGGUGGAAUCGGUAGUUGAAGCCAGACGAGGAGAGAAAAUAACGUAAGGUAGGGGAUAAGCGACGGAGCGGCAGCGCCACCGACUAAACAGUCGCACCCCGUCGUUGUGAUCGUAUUCGAGAGCACCCCUGUCACUGGCGAGAGCCGCGACAGGGAGCGACCGAGAGAGUAUCGGACAGACAGACAGACGGACGGACAGACGGACGGACGGACAGACGGUCAGUCAGUCAGUCAGUCAGUCAGUCGGUCCACUCAGUUAGCCAACCAACGGAAGUUAGUAGUAGUCGUCGUGUGAGAAAAACUGUACUGCACGAGGGGACGGAAGAAUUGAACAACAUAUAUCUAUACACGUAUACAUACAUACCAUAUAUAUGUAUAAACAUUGAAGAGAGGCACGCUGAUGAAAGAGGAUCGAGAGACGUGGACGGACGGCGAGUGAAUAAAGAAGAGCGGAGUAAGAACGAAGAGGAAUACAGACGAAGAUACAAGGAGAAUCGGUAGUAGGCAUCAACCUGAUCAAGUAGUAGCAUAGUAGUUGUCUAGUGGUAGUACCGAGAGAAAAAGAGAACGCGAGUUUGCUAGUACGAAUCGCAGAAAGGGGUGAGGCCGGAAAAGUCGAGGAGGGUUCUCGUGCGAACAGGCUGGCAUGGUGGCGGUGCAUCCUACGAAGGAGCUGCCCUCGCUGUGCCGAUGACGAGGCUGCAGAUCACGCCCCAACGUGAGCAAGGAAGGACGAAGAGGAAGCCGCAGCAGGCACCGUCAACGGAUAGCUCGAUCAUCCGGGGAGAGGUUAACGGCAGGUUACAGAUACGGACGGCGCUGAGUGACGGACGGCGGCGACGGAGGCGACGGCGUCGCAACAUCGACGACCGCAUCGUCGUGGUCGACGGCUGGUGUAACGAGGAACGCGAUACCGGCGAUAGCGGUGCCGGUGGCGGGCUAGGCGUCGCGCUAGUCGACGUCCUCGACGUCCUCGACGUCCUCGGGAUCGUCGAUCGUCGUCGGUACGGUGGGAUACUACGUCAGGAUCAUCGUCGUCACCGGCGCCGAGUGAUCAACACCUGGUGAACGAAGCACGGAGAACCCGUGGUUACAACGGCUACGGAACACCACAACUGCGUCAACAUGCCGCGCUGCCUCAUGGCCAAGAAAUGGAAGGCCUACCCGUGGCCGGAUCGCGUCGACGAUCCACAGGAAGAACAGAACGAUCCUUCGAACAUUCUACAGGAGCAGGGGAACCAUGGGAUACAGCAGACUUCCGCGUCAUUAGAGAAGAGGCAACACAGGCAUGAGCCAGAGGACGAGGAGAUCGACGUGGUUGGGGAUACGGAUAGCAGGCAAGUCGAUCAUCAGCAGACCUGUUGGGGUCCGCAUAGUCCAACCGCUGGUGCCACUGCACCUAGUCCACCACCACUGAACGCAUCUGGUGCUCUGUAUUAUCAUGGUUACACGCACGAGUCAUGGAUCAACCACGAAGAACCACCAAAGUACGCGACGCUGCGCUCAGCGGCGGAGUUGGCCCGACCAGUGGUACCAUCUCCGCCGCCUCCAGCCGCGCCUCAAGAGCUGGCCGCGGUGAUGACCGGGUCCAGCCUGCACCAACCACACCCAACAGCCCCAAUGACAACUCCGUCGUCGUCGUCCACCUCGAUAUGUUUGCCUCCGAGGAAAAGCCUCUCGAUGUGUUUCACCAGCACAGGGACGGCGCUAUCGCUGCCCCCGAAGAAGAAGGACAUUUACAGGCCUUACAGCCUCCAGCCGAUGUUGGAGAUCCGCACGUCAGAGAUCCGCACGCCGGAGAUCCGCACAUCGGAGAUCCGCACAUCGGAGAUCCGCACAUCGGAGAUCCGCACAUCGGAGAUCCGCACAUCGGAGAUCCGCACGUCGGAGAUCCGCACAUCGGAGAUCCGUACGUCGGCCGAGGAGGAUCUGUCCGCUGCGCAGGCGAUCCUCGACCUGAGCGCGUCCCCGGCUGCGCCCACGCACUCGGUCUUCAUUCACACUUUAUCGCCUCCGCCUCCGCCUCCUCCGCCUCCAACGGUACCCUGCGUCGCGUCGACAGGCCAGCUGCAGCCGACACAGUUGCAGCCGGCGCCGACCGCGCAGUCUAUCCCUGUCUCCGUGCUGGUACCGGUGCCCAGCUCGCAAACCAACCAACUGCGACAACAGGAGCAAACCCCGCAGCCUCAGUCGCCCGCCACCGCGGAGGUCAACGCAAAUUGCUCCGCCGGAAGAGAUGGCACCACCACCAGCAGCAAGACGGUGGCCUACACGUACGAGGCAUUCUUUGUGUCGGAUGGCCGUUCGAAGCGUCGCAGUGCGAACGCAAAUGGCGCCGCGGUGCCUGACAAGGAGGCUGCUCAGCCGGAUAGGCCAAAGUUUACGUGCACGGAGUGCGGCAAACAGUACGCAACCUCAUCGAACCUGUCCCGGCACAAACAGACGCAUCGUAGCCUCGACUCUCAAUCGGCGAAGAAGUGCAUUCACUGUGGCAAAGCAUACGUAAGCAUGCCAGCCCUGGCGAUGCACGUGUUGACCCACAAGUUGGCCCAUAGCUGCGGCGUCUGUGGCAAGAUGUUCUCCAGGCCUUGGCUGCUACAAGGCCACCUGAGAAGUCACACGGGAGAGAAGCCAUACGGGUGCGCGCAUUGCGGCAAAGCAUUCGCCGAUCGGUCGAAUCUACGUGCCCACAUGCAGACGCAUUCCGCGGACAAGAACUACGAGUGCUCGAGAUGCCACAAAACCUUCGCUCUCAAGUCCUAUCUGAACAAACACCUGGAGUCCGCUUGUUUACGCGACGACGAGAUGCCGCCGCAACAACAGCAACAACAGCAACAACAACAACCUGCUACCAAUGGUAGCAACGCGACGACGCAACAUCAACAGAGCAAUAAUCGUGGUUUGUAGCAGCGCUUCGACGACAGGAAGACCACGACCAGGCGCCUCGACGCCCUAGAGACCGCUGCUAGGGAGAGCUAGCGGUCGUUCCCAGCGACGCCCGGCUAACCGGGACGACGAGGCAAGAUCGAUGGGAGAAGAUUGACGGGGAUGAGGAGGGAGAGAGGGAGAAAGAAUAAAGGUUUGCCGUAGGUUUUAAGUAGAAAAGUGCCAGUAGAGAAAAUGGAGGAUAAUAGAGAGAAGUAACCUAAUGGUAGAUGGGUAGAGGGUGAAGAGAGGGGGAAAUGAUAGGAGUGUGUCGGUUUCUUAAAUAAUGUCUAACAUUAAUAAAAACGUCCAAUAAUGUUAAGUCUUAAAACGAGCAGAAAGAGAAAAAAAAGAAUAAAAAACAAGAUGAAACGACGAUGGAUAAAGGAGAGAACGAUGAAAAAAAAAAAAGAUGAGAUGAAAGAAACGAGAACAAAGAA